This is a messenger RNA of Sphenostylis stenocarpa, 792 nucleotides long. NCBI's taxonomy places the organism in Eukaryota, Viridiplantae, Streptophyta, Magnoliopsida, Fabales, Fabaceae. The record is from the annotation of a GenBank genome assembly.
AUGCCGAGGGUGAAAAUCCGUGAGCUGAAGGACGAUUACGCUAAGUUCGAGAUACGGGACACAGAUGCGAGUAUCAUGAUCGCGGAGGUGCCGACAAUUGCAAUCGAUCUGGUGGAGAUAGAGGUGAAUUCUUCGGUGCUGAACGACGAGUUCAUAGCGCACAGACUCGGCCUCAUCCCGCUCACGAGUGAGCGAGCCAUGUCCAUGCGCUUCUCACGUGACUGCGACGCGUGUGACGGGGAUGACCUCUACAGUUCUGACCAUUCGGUCGUCCCCGAAGAUUUCUCUGACCCUGCUGCCACUGAUUCUUCCGACAACAGAGGGGUUAUCAUUGUGAAGUUGAGGCGAGGACAAGAGCUGAGGCUGAGAGCGAUAGCUAGGAAGGGGAUUGGCAAAGAUCAUGCCAAGUGGUCACCUGCUGCAACUGACUUGAUGGAGACACUGACUCUUGAGGAGAAAAGAGGAUGGGUUGAUAGCAGUCCUACACGUGCGUUUGACAUUGAUCCAGUAACACAACAGGUAAUGAUGGUUGACUCUGAGGCAUACUCGUAUGAUGAUGAGGUGAUUAAGAAAGCAGAAGCCAUCGGGAAGCCUGGGCUUGUGGAAAUCAUUGCAAAGCAGGAUAGCUUCAUAUUCACAGUUGAAUCUACUGGAGCAAUUAAAGCUUCUCAAUUAGUUCUAAAUGCCAUAGAAAUUCUCAAACAGAAGCUGGAUGCUUUGCGGCUAUCUGAAGAUACAGUGGAGGCGGAUGAUCAGUUUGGUGAGCUAGGUGCACAUAUGCGAGGAGGAUGA